Messenger RNA from Drosophila innubila, 2093 nucleotides. Its product is annotated as proline-rich protein 4-like. The record is from RefSeq and is a predicted model, not a curated record. NCBI's taxonomy places the organism in Eukaryota, Metazoa, Arthropoda, Insecta, Diptera, Drosophilidae. The transcript is spliced from 4 exons. The coding region runs from base 1 to 1098 and encodes 365 amino acids.
AUGAAGUUGAUGAGUACAGCGACAACGCUCGCUCUGGUGCUACUGCUGGCUACUAGCUAUGCACAAGCUGAGGAAGAGAAGAGUACCGCUGUGGAGAAAACAGCAGCUGAGCCUGUAGAGAAGAAGGUCGAGGAAGCUGCUAGUGACGAUACCACAAAAUCGAAACGAGGACUUCAUCACUAUGAGGAUUACCAUCAUCAUCAUGUGCCACACUUUCCAGUGCAUGAGGAAAAGACACUGACAGUCAUUAAGAAGGUGCCAGUUCCAGUACCCAUAGAGAAAAUUGUUCAUGUGCCUGUCGAAAAACAUAUCCAUGUUCCCGUGAAAGUCAAGGUACCCAAGCCUUAUCCCGUGGUCAAGCAUAUUCCCUAUGAGGUUAAGGAGAUCGUUAAAGUGCCUUAUGAAGUUCCCGCGCCAUAUCCCGUCGAAAAGAAGAUUCCCGUGCCAGUUCAUGUGCCCUACGAUCGUCCAGUGCCCGUCAAGGUUCAUGUGCCCGCACCCUACCCGGUGGAGAAAAAGGUUCAUGUGCCUGUGAAAGUUCAUGUACCAGCUCCUUAUCCAGUUGAAAAGAUUGUCCACUACAAUGUAGAGAAGCACGUGCAUGUCGACAAGCCCUACCCCGUCGAGAAGAUCGUCCACUACCCUGUGAAGGUGCCCGUUGAUAAGCCAGUGCCCUACCACGUCGAUAAGCCAGUGCCGCACUAUGUUGACAAGCCUGUGCCAGUGCCAGUGAUCAAGAAGGUGCCAGUUCCCGUCCAUGUGCCCUACGAUCGUCCCGUGCCCGUGCAUGUUGACAAACCAGUGCCUUAUGAGGUGAAAAUCCAUGUGCCCGCACCUUACCCCGUGAUCAAGGAAGUGCCAGUCAAGGUUGAGAAACACGUUCCAUAUCCCGUGAAAAUUCCAGUGGAGAAGCCUGUCCAUGUUCACAUUGAGAAACAUGUGCCCGAAUAUCACGAGAAGCACGUCACCUACAAGGAACCCGAGUUUGUGCACAAGCACAUUGAGGAGGAGCAUCAUCAUGAGCCCAUCCAUCAUCACUCAUCGCAUUCAUAUUCGGCACCCAUCGAGGAACAUCAUGAGCAUGAGCAUGAGCAUUGAAAAGCGUAAGCGUAACGGUUAUGAAUGGAUCAAAAUCUUACAAAAUUUCCUUCACAAAACAUACUUAGAAACAUUCCAUCACAUAUUCCAUAUCAAACCAUAUGCCUACUAUACCAAUACCACAUUGCUAUGCAGAACGUGAUAACGAUAGAGAUUCAGAUAUCAAUUUUAAAAACGACUAACGUGAUGACGAACUUAGUUUUUACGCACUCAACGAACUCUCUUAACUUAGUUUAAGCCAUAUAAACAAAAAAAAACCCUUAUGAAAAAAUGAGAACUUUGGAGACGAUUAACUAGACUUUACGAACAAGAUACAACAACACAUUUGGGCCGCACAGCCCACAAACCUACAACAAGAACAUGAACUAGACCCAUCAACAAUAGCAAAGGCAACACACACAUACACAUGACAAACCUCUAUAGGAUGCAUUUUGGAUGUUGUGCUGUGCUGUUCGACCUUAAUACUGGGUACAAUUGACGUGGUUGCUGCUGCUGUUUUGUCCUCCAGCUGCGGCUUCUCCUCCUUCUGCUCUGGUCCACCGAUUUGUGCACCCGGUUCAGUUCGACUUGAGUUGGCUUUGUUUUGAUUUAUGAAUCGAAACGGUUGUAUUAGAUUCAGAUCUCCUCGACGAUCUGGAAAGCGUUGUAAGCGUGUGAUAUAAGACUUCUGUUAGUGUUUAAGUGUUUACUCCAUAAGAAUGAAAGGCAGUGCAGCAGUCGAGCCUAGCCUAGCCUAUUUAAGUCAGUUUGUAAACGAACGUAUUGUAUUAAUUGUAAUAUUUUUUGCUAACUAGUUUGUAACUCAACCAUAUGUAUAGUUUUGCUUAUUGUAAAAAGCAAUUGAAACGGAUUUAUGAAAAGUACUUAAUUUACCAAAUAUUUUUUGUCUCUGUAUAAAACAUCACAACAAACAAAAUACCCUCAAACGAAAAACCAACUAUUAAAACGAAGCUGAUAAAUGUUAAUAAUAAAAUCCGAAAACCAAGUGAUCAAAA